GGAGGGGAGGCUGGAAUUAGUUUGGGACUUGUCUUGGGAGUGCUGGAGACUACUCGAAGUGUCUCCAGUGUAUCUUUCUUCUUUUCAGUUUCAUCAAUUUACCGUCAAAUUUCCGUGUACCUAUCAUUGGUAUCAGAGCCGUCGACCCAGGGGAUCUUCGAUCUACAUUCAAGCGACAAACAAUGGAGCAGCGCAGGAAACAGCAGGUGGUAAAUUGAGAGAGUGUGUCUACGCAAGGCGGAAAGGAACCGCGCAGGCAGCAUGGAAGAUCCGAUCAGGAUGCUACGCGCGGAAAAGUAGAGAAGGUUGCGGAAAAGGUUGAAAGUAAUUGGGCGAAGGAGAUGCGGAUCUGGUUGGACAAGAUGCGAACAAGCUGCGUCAACAACGACGCCGGCGAGGACGAUCACGGACCGUGCGUCGCUGCCAGAAUACCAAAGGUUCAUCCCUAUCGCAGACUGAGUCGCGAACUGCUUGUCCUAGUUCGCAGUGCUUCUCUGAGUUCGCAGGUUUCAUGUAAGUCGUCAAACUCUUCUCCCAGUACACCAGAUUCAUCGCAAGCAGAAUAUCUCAGUUCGCAGGUUUCUUCGCGAACAGCUUUCACCAGUUCACAGUCACCCGAAGUUUCUCCCAGUUCGCCAUCUUCGCCCCAAACAGUAUCUUCCAGUUCUCAUUCUCCAUCACAAGCGGAUUCCUACAUUUUGCAAGCUUCCUUGUUGCAGCAGGAGUCUGUUAAUCAGUGGCAACAUUUCCCUGAAGAUGCAUACACAGAUGGCGGCGAUGCAGGGGAGGAGCAAACUGAACCUAAAGUGGGAAUAAUUGCUCGAUGUUGUACUCGUAACGUUUCUUCCAAGUACAAUGUCAUAAAGGACUUGGAAGCCAAACUGUUCAAACAGAUGGAUCAUAGAGGUUCUGGAGAAGAAUAUAUAAACCAAUACAUGAUGACGACAGAGAAUAGAAGAGCACAAGUGGUGGGGACACUCUAUGAGAAUUCUCUGACUGAACCUCAAGUCCUUGAUGCAGACAGGUAUGUACAAAUGACAGCAGAAAAUUACCACAAUUGGGCUAUCAAAUUGGGCUCAGGAUCGCUUCACUAUAUACAAGUUGGAGACAAUAGAGGAGCUAGUGGUAUUGAUGGUUUCAGAUUAUAUGUUGUUACUUCUAUGAUGUGUAAUCACCUUGGGUUGGUGCUAAUGUUUACUGCGGAUUACAAUGACUAUUUUGGACAUGCUACUAAAGUAGAUGUGGUUGUGUAUCGGAUGCUUGUCAACAACCUCAUUCACAAUUAUCCAGUAACUAACUCCGAACUGAGUGUGAUUUCUGGGAAAACACUUGAAACUGUAGGAGCUACAAUCAUAUAUGAUGACCAACUUCCUCAUCAGUUCAAGAGUACAGAGGGGCUUAUGCAAGUGAUAUGUUGUAAAGGUGUACAUUUUGGGGGUUUUGUGUUUGAAGCACACCUGGCUUCCAUAUUAUGGAACCAUUGCGAUGAUGCUCCUGGCGAAGAGACCGCAAACUUCCAGAGGUGCAGCUACUGGUUGCUUGAAGAGGAGCAGUCAAACAUUGUUGUAGUUCACGACAGGGAAGUAAAGGGUAGCAGGAGGAACCACAGUCGUGCUCAAGAACCUCCAUUAGUUAUUCCCGCUUGUCUAGAUGGUAAAAGAGAUGUGAACAGCUCUGAUGUGGGCAUUACACUUGGUAAUCUUAUCCCCCAACAAUAUUAUUACCAAACAAAAGCACAUGCUACACAUGCGGGUAGCCUUAACAGUGCUCAAGCCUCAGAUUAUGAACAAGCUAAAACAGCAGUGCACAAUCAACUAUCAACUCCUGGGAUGCACUCUUUUACUGAGUUUCUAGCAAUCAUGAACCCCAAGGGUGAAGAUGAACUUUCUGCUCCUUAUUUUCCAAGCUACAUCUUAAUUGCUCAUCAAGGCCAUUUUCCAGCGGUUUGUGGAUUCAAAGGCUGAACAGAAUCCAGGUAAUGAUCUGGAUGUAUCAAAAGGUGAGGAUUGGGAGUUGAAAGUGGUUUCCGGGAUUGGUGGCAGAAUAAUAUCCAUGGAGCAUCUUCCUACUGGAACUCAGUAGCUUUACAGCCGAGUAGAUAUAAACGGCAAUGCAACAUAUAGUGGAUUUGGGUACAAACCUGCUGGAUGCAUGAAAGAGUGUUAUGUCAUUGAAAAGAAUCAAGAGCAUGCAGGAGUCAAAUCUUUUGCAUUGCAAGGAAAUAAGGAAGUUUUGGUUCAAUGGAGACAACGAUCAGAUUUGGAAGAUUUUUGGGAAAGUUUCAGCAAAUGCCAGGAGGAAUGGGUGAUAAAGGUUCAAGUACCAAAGCUAAAGGCACUGAAAUCGGUGAGGUACUGGGAAGGAAGGGGCAGGAGGAUGAAGCUGGAUGGCAUGGCUGCUCUUACUCCCCACCUUGAGGACAAGGUGGUUGUCAAAGGGGGGAGUGAUGAUAGAGACCUGGACUCAUGGGCUUAAUAUUUUUAAUAAAAUGUAAUAGUGGGCUGGGCCAAUUAAUUAGAUAGAUUGAGGGAAGCCUCAUUUGGAAAAGAAUAAAUAGAAGGGAUAGAAGAGAGGAAGGGAGGCUGGAAUUAGUUUGGGACUUGUCUUGGGAGUGCGGGAGACUACUCGAAGUGUCUCCAGUGUAUCUUUCUUCUUUUCAGUUUCAGUAAUUUCAUCUUAAUAUACUUCAAUUUACCGUCAAA
Molecule: messenger RNA, 2702 nt
Organism: Cuscuta epithymum
Lineage: Eukaryota; Viridiplantae; Streptophyta; Magnoliopsida; Solanales; Convolvulaceae
Source: the annotation of a GenBank genome assembly